Molecule: messenger RNA, 3250 nt
Organism: Lactuca sativa (garden lettuce)
Lineage: Eukaryota; Viridiplantae; Streptophyta; Magnoliopsida; Asterales; Asteraceae
Source: RefSeq, a predicted model, not a curated record
AUUACCAAAAUCCUAAUUGUGCGCAGUCCUUAAACCCUACAAAUAUGGCGCGUCACUGUUGAAGAAUAAUCGCUUCCCCCUCCCCAUUCUGAAAAACCUUCAAAUAUACCCAAAAAUGGAGCCGGAGUAUGGCCUCGGUGACGGAGAAGGGAAUCGGAAAACGGUUUUCGUCGACACCAGCCUCGACACUCAUCUAGCUACUAUCGUGUCCGAUUCCGACACUGUUUCCGAUCUUAAAGGGAAAAUUAUGUUAGAACAUCGUGAAUGCUUUCCUGCCAUUGGAGAUAUUAAAAUCCAUUGUUUGAAGGUAAAACGUAGAGGAAACUAUUAUCACUUAUCAGACUCUAUGCUUGUUAAGAGUGCAUUUGGGAAUAGUCAAAAGAACUGGUUUCUCUCAGUAGAUGCUUCUCACUUAGAGCAAUGUGAUGGGAUUCAACAUAAGCCAGGGGAUCAACUAGCCUUGCCUUGGGUAAAAGAUAGUCGUUCCAUUGAUACACAUGAUAGUCAAACUCAAGCAGAAGGACCUUCAAAGCUGUCUCUCAUCCAUGGAUCAUCAUCAAAGCAUCCCAAGAUUUUUGUACCCUUUGUGAAUCAGAAACUCCCUACUUCUGAUGGUUCCUGUAAAAAAGCUUCAAAGAACAUUGAGGAAGAUAGGUCAUCUAAUCUUGAACCAAGUUUAGAGCAGCAGUUGGAUCCUAAAGUAACAGAGAAGUUGUAUGCUGUUGUUGAUAAGGAGAUAAAAUCCAAGAAAAGGAUACGGGAAGUGCAUAAUGAAGAUGCUUCUGUGAUGAAAAGACGUAAGACUCAGAGGACAGAAGGGGAUGCAAAAGCUCUAGAAGAGAAUAGAGUUUUAACAAAUGAUGCUGACAAGGUAAAGAACAUGGGAACAAGCAUAAACGAUGAGAACUCCAUUGAAGACAAAUCAAAAAGUAAAGAUGCUGCUUUGGAUGGUGUUGUAAACAAAGCUAUGAAUGAACAUACAAGAACCACAUUGGUGAGUCAGAAGAAGCCAAAAAGAACUAAAAAAGGUAAAAUCUCUGCUCAUGAUCAAGUAGCCAUUGUUGCCCCUUUGAGUGUAGAAGAUGUUGGAGAGGCGACACAUCUUCAAAAGAACACAGAAGCAAGUGAAGUUAUUCCUGAUGUUCCAAUGGUUAUGGAAAAUAAUAUUCAACAAGAUAUGCCUUUUCAAUCAAAAAGUAAAGAUGCAGAUUUAGAUGGUGUUGUAAACAAAGCUAUGAAUGAUGAACAUACAAGAACCAGAUCUGUGAGUCAGAAGAAGCCAAAAAGAGGUAAAAAAGGUAAAACCUCUGCUCAUGAUAAAGCGGCCAUUGUUGUCCCUUUGAGUGUAGAAGCUGUUGAAGAGGAGACACAUCAGAAAAACACAGAAGCAAGUGAAGUUAUUCAUGAUGUUGCAAUGGCUGUGGAAAAGAAUAUUCAGCAAGAGACUUCUCAGAAGGAGAAAUGCAAUGAACUUGUUGAAGAGGCUGAUAUUGGGAAUGAAAUACCUUCAUCAUCAAUGAAAGGAGCAACUGCUGAAGAUGAAUUGCUAGUGAAGCAUGCUGAUGAUCUUGUGGUUGACAUUUCUUCAACUGUUCCUACUCAAGUCUUUGAUGAGAAAACCAUUGAUGAACAAAACAAUGAUAAGACUAACAUAAUUAGUGAAGUUUCAGAGAAAACAUCAAUGGAUGAUUCUCUUAAAGUUGAUGAUCUGAUUGUGAAAGAGGUGAAGAUUGCAGAAGCAAAAUCAAGAAAGGAAAUCAAAGAAAGACACAAGAAAAAAAACGUUGGAAAAUCUUCAAAAAAGGAUAAAGUUAUUGAAAGGAAAGAAACAUCAAUAAUAGAUGAUGAUUUGCAUGUUGAUAAAGAUGCUGAAAUUUCAAAAACUAGUCAACUGAAUGCAGAGAUUUCAGAAAAGCAGAAUGAGAACAUGGAUGAUGAUGCACAGACUAUCAAAAGAAAAAGGAAAAAGAGAAACACGAAAUCAGGUGCUGAUGUAUCUCAAACAGAUGAUGACAAACUUAAAUCAAAAGCUGCACAAAUUGAGAAAAGUGAAAUUCCUCAAGAGACCUCGAAGAAUGUGACUCUAUCUCAAGCUUCCAAGGGCAAUGAUGUAAAUUCUGAUGUUGGUAAAGGAUCUCAUGAAAUCGACUUCAUGGACUACUUUUCACCUGAUAAAACUACUCCUCUUGACAAUGUUGAAAAUAGGAAAGACACUAAAUUGUCUGUGAAGGAGAAGAAACCAAAAAGGAAAUCAAAAGAACAACAAAAUGGUAAUGCGAACAAAGUCUUGAUUCCAGAAGCUUCUACAGAUGGAGGUGUGGUAAAAGACCGAAAUGCCCCUACUGUUACUAAAGUAAAAACCCAACAAAAAGACGAUAGUGCGAUUCAAUCUCUUUCAAGAAAUGAAAACAACAAAGCCUUGUCCUCGAAGAAGAUUCCAGAAGCUUCUACAAAUGGAGGUGUGGCAAAAGACCAAAAUGCCCCUCAUGUUACUAGAGCAAAAACCCAAAAAACAACAACAAAGAUUGAUGCUUUGAAGAUUAACAAACCACAACCACAACCAUUUAGUGAAUCGGACUCGAGCUCAGAAUCAGAAUCAUUUGGCAGGUCUUUGAAAAGUCAAAAAAAGAUUACAAAACAGCAACCAACUACUCAAGUUAAAAACCUGAAGAAAAAUGUGCCAGGUGUCAAGAGAUUAUUGAGUACACCUGGAACAAUAUUUGGGGAUAACAGUGAUGAUAGUUCUGCUGAUGAUAAUGCAAUCAUAAAUUCAGAUUCCAGCACACGAACUCCAUCAAGAAAUCCAUCAUCACCAGGAGAAAGUGAUUCCAGCAUAGACUCCAGAAGAUAUGAAGUGAAAAGAAAGGAAGGUGGUGGAAACAACAAUAUGAACUCACAGAGCAGGUUGAAGAACAUAUCAAUGGCUGAGCUUUUGAAAAGUUCAAGUAGAUACAAGAAAGCCAGAGUCACUGCUGCAUCACAGUCGCAGGUCAAUGAUACAGAAAGCGAGCCUGUUGACUUUGUUCCAGAAAGUCAACCCGUGGCUAAGAGAUAAGUUUAGGGGCAUUUUUGUCUCAAAUUUUGGUUAGGAAGGAAGGCUAUUUUUUAUAAUUCAACAACUUUUUAGGUGUGGUUUUUACUUCCUAUUUCUGUGAAUUCUCUUGGACAUAGGUUUAAUUUUGAUUUUGUUUUUGGUUGCUGUCUAUUAAUACUUACGAGGUUGAGGAUGAGGGCAUUUAUGUCUUUUGCA